UACAAAGGACGGGCAAGGUACGUACACAAAUUGAGUUCGGAGAUGAAAUUUAUUAGUGAAGAAGUCGGUUCUAACCAUUUUUUCUUCUCCGUUAAUCAGAUGGACGUCCUUACGAAGGGCUUCAGCGUCGUUGCUUCUUACUAAUCAUUUCCGGAUGCAGAUUAGUAGGCGCCGCUUUGCACGUGCCAAGAAAGGUACAACGAAGUUCCAAGCCACAUUCCGAGGAGUACAAACCCGUCGGCUAUUGGCUGCCAUCAAGGUGGAAACCUAUUUCAGAAAAUGUCGUGCGAAUAGAGCUUUCAAGAUGCUCAGACGAGCAUCUAUCGCGUUGCAAUGUAAGAUCCGAGUUAGCAUGGCGAAGAAGGUUGUUGCCGGUCUCAAGGGCGAACAGAAGAAUAUCGGAAAGCUUCAAGAGAAUAAUGAACGUUUGAAGAUGGAAAUGAACAGUUUGAAGGCUAUGCUUGCAGCGCAGGCAAAGGAAGGAGCCUCAAAUGCUGCUCACUCGAACGAAUUGAAAUUGAAGCAGGAAGAAAUCACGAAGCUUGAAAAUCGCAUUGCUGAGCUUGAGGCCCAGCUUUCCGAACAGAAAGCACUUGUUGUCAAACUCGAGGUUGACAUGCAGAAACAAAGGGAACAAGCAGCUCAUGAUCUUGCCAAUGCUGCUCAUAGAAGACAGCGAUCCGCCGGUCCACAUUCACCGAAACACAGCAAAGCCGCUACUGUUGACCCUGGUGCCACCCCUCAAAUGCCGUUGCCACCUUCAGAUUAUGUUAGCCCUGAUGUGCUGGCAAAACAUAAGAAGAAACUUUCAAAACUUGAGAAAAACCUUCGAGCAGAGAAAAAGCUUCGUCAAGAAGCGGAUGGCGAAAUCAUCAAGUUACGUGCCGCUCUCAACGGCGUUCAGCUCAGUGAAGCUGAAAUUAAGGAUCUUCUUUCGAAGAAACAAGAGGAGACGAAGACUACUGUGAGGUACGUGGCGGCAAAACAGUCAGCGAUAGCAUACAGAAUUGCAUAUGCGAUGACUGGGCGCAUAUUGUUUGUCUAAGUUUCUGUGUACACGUCAAUUUGUGUAUGUUGUAGAAUUGUGGUUAUUGUUGUAAUUUUAUUGGGGUUGAACUUGGCAAUCGUUUUGUUCUCUUUGCGUCGACGAUCAUCUUCCAUAAUGACGCGACAUUUGGUUGAAAAACUGAAAAUCGAGCUUGAAAUGAGUCUCCUUUGAWUUGAUAUGGUUUUCUUUUGUAAAUUAGGGGAAUUGAUAUAAUUGUGUUUCGGUUUUCUAGACUUCAAAAAACUAACAAAUCUUCAUCCUGGCGUCUCAUUAACAGAACCGGAGAAACACCGGAAAUUGCAGGUGCAGAACCAGAACAACCGAAGUCGAGUUUGGCAAGAGCAAUGGAAGGAAUUUCGUCUACUUUCGGAGGAGGUGAGAAACCGAAGGAAAAACCCAAAAUGUCCAUGGACUAUCUUUUACCAAAGAUUCGAAGAGGAUCGAAGGCACAGGAGAGCAACGAGGAUACUGUUGUUGUCGGUUGGAAGGCAGAUGUGAAGAGCAGAAAGCAGAGAGAAGAAGUUCUUCGGGACGACGUGCAUCGUUUCGAGUCUCAUAUGAAGGGUUUUGUUCAUUCCCUAGAAGACGGCGUAGAUGUGACCAUGUGGCAAAUGAACCGUGGCGAAGAGAAGAAUGCACCCGCCGAAUUUGCUUUGAAAGCAUCGCAUGUUACCGUUAGAAUUCACAGAAAAGGUGAUAUGUGGGUACAGGCCAUGGUGAAUUUCACUAUGCGUGGUGGAUAUCUGAGUAAAGCGAUCGGGCGUAACCGUGGCGGUGAGUUUUUUUGUGCACUUUGUACUAUUCAUUUUUUGAUCAUGCACUGAUCCUUGUUUUUGUUUUUCACAAUACUUAAGCCAACAAAACUGCUCUUGAGCC
Pseudo-nitzschia multistriata is the source of this 1924-nucleotide messenger RNA. The record is from the annotation of a GenBank genome assembly. Lineage: Eukaryota; Bacillariophyta; Bacillariophyceae; Bacillariales; Bacillariaceae.